Uloborus diversus is the source of this 4097-nucleotide messenger RNA. It is a transcript of the gene smg, whose product is annotated as protein Smaug homolog 1-like. The coding region runs from base 1 to 2124 and encodes 707 amino acids. The transcript has 12 exons. Lineage: Eukaryota; Metazoa; Arthropoda; Arachnida; Araneae; Uloboridae. Gene Ontology annotation, biological process: nuclear-transcribed mRNA poly(A) tail shortening; regulation of mRNA stability; negative regulation of translation. Gene Ontology annotation, molecular function: mRNA binding; protein binding; translation repressor activity. The record is from RefSeq and is a predicted model, not a curated record. Gene Ontology annotation, cellular component: P-body.
AUGAAACCCAGCCAUCACUUUCGAGAUCAGCUGUCUGCCAUAACGGGCUGGUUCGAUCAGUGGAAUGGCUGCGAGCAGACGGUGGCGCUCUGCUCCUUGGUCAAGAAAAUCGGGCCGACGCAAACGCGGUUCCUCGCUUUGGUACUGGAGCAAAACAUUGCCCAAUGCUUGGAAUUGCAAAUGCAAGAGCAGGAGGCUAAUGAUCCAGCGUACAUAAGCAGCUUAAGUGCUGAAAGUAAAGAAACUGCUGUCAGCCAACUUCUUUCUCAUCUGCCAUUGCUUCGUCCUGGAAACGAGGAGGCAAAAGCACAAUACCUUAGGCUCAUCCCCAAAAUCUUAGCACAUUCAAUCGGACACAGCAUUCAUAUUGAAGAAAGUAGGCAACUUCUAUCGUAUUCCCUCAUUCAUCCAGCCAUAUCCAAUGAGGAUCGCUGCACGUUAAAUCGGUGGCUAAGGCAAUUGGAAGACAGGAUACACAAUUCAUCUGUAUAUACUUCUGCUUCGACCUACACCAACGGUGUUGUCAUCAAUUCUAAUGGACCAUUACAACAAACUAACACACUAGAUAACUUUGGGAAUUGCCAGUAUAAUGCCAUGCCUCGCUUGGACAUGUGGAGGUCAGGAGCCAUUCUCGGCAUGAAUGGCAACUCCACUGUCGAUGUGAAUGGUUAUUCUGUUCUGAAUAACCUAGGAAGCAAUAGUUUGCCUCCUGGUAUUGGUAGUCAACACAUGGCUCUUCAUGGAAUGAACUCUGCUCCUGGAGGUGUUUCAGCUCAUCCUGAUGGCACUCAGACGUUGCCCAUGCCUCAUUCUCGGAUCAAGAGGAGCAGCAGUCUCACGCCUCCUUGUAGUUUGACUCAUCUAAAUAACUGUUCACCAUCAUCCUUAUCAAGUCAUAACAUGGACCAAGAGAAUCUUAUCCCUUUGAAUGGUCCUUGUAGUUUACGUCCCGAUCAUGCACCAUUAUCACCACAGAGCAGCGUCACUUCAUCGGGUAGCGGUAGUGAAAGCCAAAAAGAUGAGAAAGAUGUAUUUAGUCAGGAUGGAACGGGAAUGAAAGAUGUUCCUUGCUGGCUUAAGGGACUGAGGUUACAUAAAUAUGCCUACAUUUUUAAAAAUAUGACUUAUGAAGAAAUGAUGUCCAUUUCUGAAGAAAAAUUGGAAAAAAUGAAUAUCACUAAAGGUGCUAGACAUAAAAUAGUAUUGAGCAUUCAAAAGCUAAGAGAACGACAAGAUUGUUUAAGGAGUUUGGAAAAGGAUCUUCAAGAAGGUGAAGGAACUAUACGAUGUGCUAUUAAUGAAAUUAAAGGCAUGAUUCAAACUCCCAUCAAAGCAUACACAAGCCCAAAUUCAUUUAAUGAAAAAAUCAUAAGCAAUGGUGAAUCAGAAUCAUGUUCCGAACCUCCUAGUGCACCACCUAGCCCUACUAAUGAAAGUGAUGGUAUAUUACCAGUUGCUGAUGGGGACUUACCUGGACAGAUUACUCGUCUAAUGGGCAAAAUUUGUUCCAAUUUGCUGAUAUCACCAAACCAAGAUGAGAACUUGAAUUUUUUUGUAAUGCUUACUGACAAGUGCCUUAGCCAUGAGGCAUUUUCUCCAGUGCAAAAAAGACGCUUGUUCUCUUGGAAGCAACAGAUUCAAAAAGCUUGUCAUCCAUUACCACCCCGGCGCUCUCUUGAUAAUCGUCAGAGGAAUAAAUGGAAUGGCUAUCACAAUGGAACUUCUCAAAAUGUUGAACAUGACUCUAUUGUUGGAGGUUCUGUAUCUAUUAGACGCCGCAUUCCCGUCCAAUAUCAACAGCCUCCUCAACGCAUGCCUCUUGCACGGCAGAAUAUUUGUGGGAGUUACACCACACAGAAUAAUCAACGCAAUGCUUUGUCUACUGUUAUCAAGCGCCCUAGUCUACAAGAUCAUACAAAACCCCAUGUUCAGAUACAAAGGACUAAUUCUGCACCAGUGAGGCCGAAUCCACUACCUGUGUCUAUGUUUGGAAAAAACAUUGAUGCUUCCUAUGCAGGGAUAGAUUCGACCGAUCCUGAGAUAAACAAUAGGCUGGAGUCCUUAUGUCUCAGUGUUACAGAACAUGCUCUAGGAAGCUUUGAUGGAGCUGUGCCUUUAUUUUAAGUUUUUCUGGAAAUCUAAGUUUGUGUGCCAAGGCUUCUGAAGUUCUCCUCAGCUGCAAAUGUUUUGCAUCUGGCACUGUAAAUGUAUCUCCAUUUUUAUGUUUGUGACAUGAUUGUUUUGCAAUCCUUAAUAAUGUAAAGUUUUCUCAGAGGUUUCUCUGCUGGAAUUUUUAUUGAUGCAAAGACGACAGUUCAACUGGAUUGUAUAUUUUUUUUUAAGUCUUCCCCUUCAUUGAAUAUAUUACUGGUCAUAAAUUAGACCAGCUGAAUUACUUGUAAAAUGUGGACCAAAACUUAAAUGUGGCUGGUGCCUUAAAAUAUUGCUGUGCAUAAUACAUAUUUUCUUAACUCAGUCAAGCUCUGCCUGAUGAAACCAUUGUUGGCCAUUAUUCAAACUUAAUUCGAGAAUAACUUGAUUUUUUGAAUAAAUUAAAUAUACUUCAUUGAUGUAAUGUUUUGUGAUCAUAUUGCAAAAGUAAAGAAUCUCAAGCAUUUCCGCUUAAAUCUUAAAACAAAUUCUAAGAGAUUUGACUGAAAAAUAAUUUGAAUAAUGGCCAAUUGCCAGGCUGUGAUAAAAAGUUCAGUUCAGAGUGUUUUUUUAGCUUUGUACUGCUAUUCAGCUGUUAUUAACUAUGUUUUAAUAAUUUUGACUGUUAUAAGUGUUAAUUAAGUCAAAAUUUUAAUUCAAUUUGGAAAAAUGCCUUAUUGUCCCAGAAUUCACUGCUGGUUCAGUGUUGUGAAGUUGACUGGUAAUGGUUGCUAUACAACUUAGCAAUAUGUUUCCUGUUUAACCUUUAUGGACUGCUCAACAUGUGUUUAGAUUUCAAUUUCGGUUUGACAUUCAACCUGUAGGGCUAGUAGCCCAUUAUAAGCAAGUAUUUGAAUACUAACUUGGUUAAUCUAUUUCCCCUAUUCAUUAUUACCAUUAAUAGACUUGCCAAGUAUUUCUCCCCUUCCGUUUCAAAAGUGCUACCUUAAUUGUUUAGCAAAUUAUAUUGUGUGAUCCCAAGUGAAGUGUUCACGGAUAUUAGAUUAUAAAAUGCAGUUUCUUUAUUUCAUGUGCCACUGUAAAGUUAAAUUUGCACAAAUUCUUUUUAUAUGAACAUUAUCAGAUGGUUUUUUUAUCUAUAUUGAGAAAUUAAGCUUAUAAAUUUCCUUGUUAAGUUACAUGGUUUCCAAAAUUAAUGUCUGUUUGGCAAAUUUAAAUUUAGAAAGUUAAGUUGAAAUUGUAUGUUGCCUUAAAGGUAAAUGUUACUAUUGCAGAAAAGAUCUUUUGUUUUGAAAUACUGGUUUGCAGUAGCAGCCAUAUAUCUCAUGUUUUGAAAGCUCAAAAUGUUUAAAGUCCUGUUUGCAAAUUGUUUGUAUAUAGUGUUUCCUAUAUUUCUUUAUUUUUUAUAAAAAUCUAAGAAAAAUUGUAAUUGACUCAUCAUUUAAUGUAAAAUGUCAAUUUCACUUUAUCAAAUGUCCUAAAUUAAAGCACAAUUUUUCUCUUUUUGCUCAAGUUAUAAUUGAAUGUUGUUUUGUUAAAAAUAUAGAUUAGCUCUCUCUAUCUUACAUUAAGUUUCACUUUUUGGUUAUUAAUAAAAUUCUAAAACACGCUUGAUUAGAAUAUUAAUAUUUUGCCGAAGUUUUUAAUGCAAAUGUAUAUGAAAACAGAAUAGUUUUUUGAUCUAAACUCCUGCACUUGUACACCAUUUUGUUCAAUAUACUACUUAUAAGUUAAAAUACUUAAGUUCCAUUUUCUGAUUUUAGUUUUUAAAUGAGUGUUCACUUGUAUGAAGUUGUUUUGAAUUAUUUAUUUAAAAAAAAAAUGUUAAAUAUUGAGUAAUUUUAUUUUAUGUGAGAUAUAUUUCAGUUAACUCUUGAUGAGUCUUUUACAGUAUAUUGUGCUUUGUGCCACGUAAUUUCAUUUUAAGCAAAUUAUCUUGACAUCCAGGAGUCUUUGUAAAAUGUAAAUAAAAGUACAUAUUCCUG